AUGCCUGUGACCCCGAAGCAAAGCGGCAGAGUGGCGCCACUGAACCAGCCCCGCAUGUUCAGCCGCAGCAGUUCCAGCGGUGGCCUUGGGGGGGGCGGGAGUUUGCCGUGGCAUUCCUUCCCCCUGCGCGGCAGCCUUUUACGAUCCCCGCCUGGCCGUUCACAUCACCUUGUGCACUCGUUUGCAAGCACGAGUGGCGGAAAGGGAGGAGUAUCGCCGCCGCUUGGCCCGUCUGAUGCCUAUCCGACUUCUUCUCCCUGCGGACUGUUCGAGCGGUUGCAUAGCAGCCGUCGCGGGCUUGGAACCCGUGGCGAGGAGGAGGCGCCGCCGAUGUUGGACCUGGACGGCGUGGCCAACGAGGCGGAGGCGACAGCGCAAACCAUGCCGCGCGGGGAGUUAGAGAAUGCUGUGAAGGAACUUGACAUGGAGAACCUCAUGCUGAAGAGCGUCGUCCUCCGCGGCCGCGAGGAACUGAUAAAGUUGCAGGAUGGGAUGCGGGAGACGUACGAGACAGCCGAGAAGGAGGGCGAAAACAUUGCAAACCAUCUCACCCGCCGGCUAAACGCCGUACAACACAAAAAGGCUCAGCUGGAGGCGCGGCUGCACAGGGAGGAGGCGAUGAAGGCGGAACAGGAGCAAAAGCUGCUUGACCUUAAACUGAGCAGUUUCAACUUAUCAAAGCGUGUGCAACACGAGGAGGAGGAAACGCUGGCAGCGUUGACGCAUCGGCUGCAACAACUGCAAACGCAGCGGCAAGAUUUUGAGAGCCUCCUUUCAGAGCAGUCUUCCUCGUUGCAGCAACUGCAGGAGCUUGUGGAGGGUCUGCAAACUCAGACAGGCAGCGGCCAUGUUCCUCUUAAGCCUCCUGAAGGAGCAGUGGAAGCGGGUGGGGACACAACGCCUUCCAACGCCGAGGACAUGACAUCGGCCGAGCAGCUCUCGUUGCAGACUGGAACUCUUGAGCAUGCAGAUCCGGCGAGCGACCCACAGGAGAUGCUUCAGGUACUGAAGCAAGAAGUCGCUUUUGUAGAAAAACUACAACAUGACGCAUUUGAACGGGGAGAGCGGUACAGGCUGAAACAAAAAGAACUUGAAGAGCGAAUUUCGCACGCAGAACACCAACGUCGCAGCGGCCACUUGUCAUUAGAGGGAAUUCAUCAUGAACUGGCGGAGUCAACGGCUGUCGCUUGGGAAUUGGGUUCCACGGCGAAGAUAGCAAGGGAGGUGCAGACUGGCCGUCAGAUCCAUGCCCGUAGUCCUACCGGCUCGAUCACCAGUGGUAGCCAUGGCUUUGAGACGCCGAUGGGCGUUGCGGAGUCACCGGGAGAUUUGACCACGGGAUCUGGGAACCCCCGGUCGAGUCCCGCCUCUCCACUUAGGUAG
Messenger RNA from Trypanosoma rangeli, 1383 nucleotides. RefSeq lists its product as uncharacterized. The record is from RefSeq and is a predicted model, not a curated record. Lineage: Eukaryota; Euglenozoa; Kinetoplastea; Trypanosomatida; Trypanosomatidae. The transcript has a single exon. Bases 1 to 1383 code for a protein of 460 amino acids.